AUGAUUUACGCAUUCUGUCGAGUAACAUUAAUCCAGCGAUCCUUCAGAGGAACUCCAUUUCAGCUGCUUGUACUUCCAAGUGUACUCUUGUGGUCAUAUCCAAAAUUCAUUGCCACAGAAAAAAUGGAAGUGCCAAUUGCAAACCGGAAUAAAUUCCUUGGUAUCGGUGGUUAUAAUCUGAAGAAACUACGCCAUGUAACUGGUGUGACAAUCACACCAAUUGAUGAGACCACAUUCCAGAUCUUUGCUCCCAACCAAAGCGCUUUCGAAGAAGCCCAAGAAAUGAUUGAUAAUUAUCUGAAAGAAGAAAGAAUUCCAGAGUUAGAAUUUGGUGCUAUAUACAAUGUGAAGAUCGUCGAAGUUCGGGAAAACGGUUUGAUGCUACAGUUUAAUCCGAAAAUGCAACCUGCAUUUCUUCAUGUUUCACAGCUUGACCAACGAAAGGUGAAUCAUCCGAGUGCACUCGGAAUGGAAGUUGGUCAGGAAAUAGCCGUGAAAUAUUUUGGACGUGACCCUGCUACUGGCCAGAUAAGGUUAUCACGGAAAGUUCUCUACUCCCCUGCUACAUCUGUUAUCAAAAACCUAGGAUCAAAACGAUGAUUUCUUUUUAUUAUAAUAAAACAAAAAGCUGGUGGAAUUCUUAGUGCACUGGACAAAAUUCUUCAGUGGCAUUUCGCCCAUCUUUAUGUUCUGAUUUCAAAUUCCCGCUGAGGUCAACUUUACUUUUUAUCUUUUCCGGGUCGAUGAAAAAAAUUACCAAAUAUGUACUGGCGUUGAUGGAAUCAACUGCCCCCUCCUCCAAAAUUUCAGGCCUUGUUCCCAUAAUAGAAAGGGUAUUGUUAUUAUUAUUAUUGUCAUUUUCUCUUUAUCACAGGUUCUGUUGGAACUCCUGGAGUCUUGCAUGCGUAGCGGGUUUACUACCUGCAGCUUAUGGUACCAUGCUAUCCGUUCUUUACAGUUAUCUAAUACUUUCCUGAUUAUUCUAGCCAUGCCAAAGAGGCAAACCUUUUUGUAACAGUUCUACUGGGCACUCAAUUCCAAUUUCCUUUAUAUUUCUCUUUGAUGCCUUCUGAUACUACUCCCAAGGACCCAAAAAUAAUUGGCACUAUCUUCACCUUCUUCAUUUUCCAAAGCUGGGAUAUUUUGUACUUAAGAGGGUCGUACUUAUCUAUCUAUCUUUCUGCCUUCCUUCUUGUCUAUCCACGGGUCAAAGGGGUAUGCAGCGUCAACUAUAUAGCAUAUAUUAUUAUUAUCAUUAUAGCAUGCCAGGCAAAAUGUUUAACAACAUUUCAUCCAUCGCUGAGUUCAAAUUCCGCCAAGGUCAGCUUUGCCUUUCAUCCUUUCGGAGUCGAUAAAUUAAUUAUCAGUUGAACACUGGGGUUGAUCUAAUCAAAUAGUCCCCUCCCCCAACAUUUCAGGACUUGUGCCUAUAGUAGAAAAGAUUAUUAUUAUUAUUAUCAUUAUUAUUAUUAUUAUUAUUAUUAUUAUUAUUAUUAUUAUUAUUAUUAUUAUUAUUAUUAUUAUUAAGGAUGGUAGAUUGGUGCAUAAAUUAGAGUGUUGGCCAACACUUUACAUUCUGAGUUCAUAUCCUGCUGAGGUUGACUUUGCCUUUCAUUUCUUUGAGGUUGGUAAGAUUAAAGUACAAUGAAGUCCUGGGUCCGAUAAUACCAGCUAGUUCCCCCCCCCCCCCCC
This is a messenger RNA of Octopus bimaculoides (California two-spot octopus), 1692 nucleotides long. RefSeq names its product polyribonucleotide nucleotidyltransferase 1, mitochondrial. The record is from RefSeq and is a predicted model, not a curated record. Gene Ontology annotation, cellular component: mitochondrion; cytosol. Lineage: Eukaryota; Metazoa; Mollusca; Cephalopoda; Octopoda; Octopodidae. Gene Ontology annotation, biological process: mitochondrial mRNA catabolic process; mitochondrial RNA 3'-end processing. Gene Ontology annotation, molecular function: RNA binding; 3'-5'-RNA exonuclease activity; polyribonucleotide nucleotidyltransferase activity.